Paracoccidioides lutzii Pb01 is the source of this 960-nucleotide messenger RNA. RefSeq lists its product as hypothetical. Bases 1 to 960 code for a protein of 319 amino acids. The record is from RefSeq and is a predicted model, not a curated record. The transcript is spliced from 3 exons.
AUGUUAGUCAAACCGAGGGAGUCAGUCCCCAAGUUGUGUUCAGAGACUAAAGCUGAGAGUUUUCCUAAGGACAACCGCAUACAGGCAGUGAUAUUAACUUCUGCGGACCUUCGGGCAACCAUCAACCCCCAAAUUGGCUGGAUCAAAACUCCCACGUCCGGCGGAUGGUCGAAAUGCCCCACCCUGCGCGCAUCUUGUAUAAUUCAGAGCAAGUUCCUCUUGGGAACAUCGCCUUCGCCAGAAAAGCUGCGUCCUUCAACCGUUACUCCCGAAGCGACAGCAAUUUGUAACCGAAUGACAAGCUUAAUCGAUUGCAAAGGUCGCCCCAACUACGAGAACGACUCCAUACGUCCUGGCCCAGUGACAAGCAAGAAAACCGCUCUAUCCAUAUCGAAGGAGACCCUUACCUUUUCGACUACAUUAUUUGAAUAUCUUCGUCGGGGCACAUUCCCCCUCGAUUUCAACACGACCCGCGGCCAUAAUAACUAUGGAUUGUACGCUAGACUACGACACGAAGCAAAGUAUUUCCAGGGUCCUCACUUGUUUACUUUCCUAGAGGAUCAAUGCUUCCAGAAAUGCGUUACAUGGGAGAUAACGAACGAAAUAUACGAUUGCCAGACGAUGGGCUCCUCUCCACACCGUGGCAAACCUGAACUCUGCGGUCGUCAAUGCAAAAAUGUUCUUGCGUACAACGGGCAUGGGAAUGACAUCCACACUAUAUCAGAGUAUGUUAUUGUCAAAAGGAAACUCAAGUUCAAUCUUGAAUGGAUGUCUGACGACGGGUGUCACAGGCAAGAAUUUAUUAACCAUCUCCAGGAGAAAAAAGCCUAUGAUGAAUCCGGAAGUAGUUGCGCUGCCUCGGGAAGUGAAGGCAACCUGGAGUUGGAUGUAAACGCCACUCCUCUCAACCACCAUCCAGGAGAAAGACCCAUCCUGAAUAUUCAGGUAACGAAGACCUAG